Monascus purpureus is the source of this 1015-nucleotide messenger RNA. NCBI's taxonomy places the organism in Eukaryota, Fungi, Ascomycota, Eurotiomycetes, Eurotiales, Aspergillaceae. The record is from the annotation of a GenBank genome assembly.
CCUCCCUCCAUUGCCCUCUCCACUCUUUCUAUUUCAUCUUCUUUUUUCCUCCUCAUACUUCGCUUCUGGAAGCUCCUUGGUUGUCGUGUUACAGCUACACACCUCGCUCUCCUGUCCAGCUGGACCACCCGCAUCUCCACAUCCCAACCAUGGGCUCCGAGGUACCAUCUGCAGCCAUAUGGACCCCAGAGUCCGUUCUAUCUACCCUUCAUCAUCCACCAGAGGAGAACUCUGCAUCGCCGGUACCCUUUUUCCAUCUCCUUGAACGCCUCAAGACGACAAAACGUGAAGGCUGGCGGCGUUUUGGCAUUAACCAUGGGGAGUCUAUUUCCGAUCACAUGUAUCGCAUGUCAAUCAUGACGAUGCUAGCACCUCCAUCGCUGUCCGCACGACUGAACGUUUCCCAUUGCACCAAAAUGGCUCUGGUCCACGACAUGGCGGAGUUGCUCGUUGGUGAUAUCACUCCUGUUGAUAAUGUGGCUAAAUCAGAGAAGGCACGUCGGGAAGCAGCUGUGAUGGACUUUUUGACUAGGAAUCUGCUGGGGAGUGUACCCGGAGGCGCAUUCUCUGGAGCCGAAAUCUUUAAGGUGUUCCAAGAGUACGAAGACAAUGAGACUCUGGAGGCUAAGUUUGUUCACGAUGUCGACAAGAUGGAAUUGCUACUUCAGAUGGUGGAGUACGAACGGGCUCAUGGGGUCGAUCUGACGGAGUUCUGUCACGUUGCGAAGCGCAUUCAAUUGCCGGAGGUUCAGGAGUGGGCGGCGGCCGUGCUCAAAGAGCGCGAUGAUUUCUGGAAGAGCAAAAAGGCUGCGGAGACGGCCACACAAGGUUGAUAUGACACAUAAAGGGGGGUUCUCUUAAUACAUUGUGGAUAGAGGCCUGUCGUACACGGCGUUCAUGUGGCAUCGGUACUGAUUGGCAAAGAUGGGUGCGGCGUUCGGUUUUGUCGAUUUCAUACCGGUCUAAAUAGUGGUUUCCCGAGCUGUUUACAGUGUCUCAUAGACAUGAUGAUAUA